Messenger RNA from Oncorhynchus kisutch (coho salmon), 1769 nucleotides. Its product is annotated as homeobox protein Nkx-2.4-like. The record is from RefSeq and is a predicted model, not a curated record. Bases 169 to 1203 code for a protein of 344 amino acids. Gene Ontology annotation, cellular component: nucleus. Lineage: Eukaryota; Metazoa; Chordata; Actinopteri; Salmoniformes; Salmonidae. The transcript is spliced from 2 exons. Gene Ontology annotation, biological process: cell differentiation; regulation of transcription by RNA polymerase II. Gene Ontology annotation, molecular function: RNA polymerase II cis-regulatory region sequence-specific DNA binding; DNA-binding transcription factor activity, RNA polymerase II-specific.
AAGAUAAGAGCGUCCAAGGCUCCCCUCCUUCUCCAAGGCUAUCAAUUGGAUAUCUCAGACGGACCCACAAGUACUCUAUUACGUAGGUGUCCUGUGAGCAGUGAGGGGACAACAGCACCACAGUCGGGCUUGUUCCGCGUUCAGCCAUAUUCACCUGCGGGCUAAACCAUGUCCUUGAGCCCAAAGCACUCAACUCCUUUCUCAGUGACAGAUAUUUUAAGCCCGAUCGAGGAGACCUACAGAAAGUUUGGAGGAAUGGACUGUACAGGGAGCCUCGCGUCUCCGCUGGGAGCAUAUCGACAGACUUCGGUGUCUCAACCGGGACUGCAGCAGCACUCCAUGGGCCAUAACACCGGGGUGGCGAGCGCUUAUCACAUGCCACACAGCGUCUCCCAAUUUUCCAGCGCCAUGGGUGGAUACUGCAACGGCAGCAUCGGUAAUAUGGGAGACCUCCCGUCGUACCAAGACACCAUGAGGAACGGCGCAGCAGCAACUGCAUGGUAUAGCGCAAACACCGAACCCCGCUAUCCAACAAUUUCUAGAUUCAUGGGGGCUUCCAAUGGGAUGAACAUGACCGGGAUGGGGACGCUUGCUGGGAUGGACGCCACCAAGUCCAUGGUGACCCUACACUCAGCGCCCAGGAGAAAACGAAGGGUGCUCUUCUCUCAGGCCCAGGUGUACGAGCUGGAGAGGCGGUUUAAGCAGCAGAAAUACCUGUCAGCACCCGAGAGGGAACACCUAGCGAGCAUGAUCCACCUGUCACCGACACAGGUCAAGAUUUGGUUCCAGAACCACCGGUACAAAAUGAAACGCCAGGCGAAGGACAAAGCCACACUGCAGAUUCAACAGGAGAAUGGCAAUGUGUGCCCACAGCAGUCACCGAGGCGUGUUGCAGUCCCGGUUCUCGUGAAGGAUGGCAAGCCCAGUCAGAACGGAUCCAGCACACCGACGUCUGGGCAUCAGCAGGUGCAGCAGCAGAACGUCUCUAGUGGAGCGAUGACAGCUUCGGGCAGUGCGGUGGUCAAUCACCAUCAGAAUCAGCUGGUGCAUCAUCCAUUAUCCACUGCUGAAGAACUGGAGGAAAUGUCCCCCAGUCCCCCUAUUUUACACAGCCAGAUUAACAUGGCUCAGACAGAAGCGGCUCUCCUCGAGUACACCAAUAACAUGGUCAGUUCAAACCUGCUUUAUGGCAGAACUUGGUAGAAGGAAGAAAUGUACAUUUGAAUUCGGGAGACAAUAACGUCAAGUGGAUUUUAAGCCGGAAAGACAUUGGUCGUUGAUGACAUUGAGGACAACAGAAGCACCAGAAUUUCUUGACAUUUUAGAGGUGCAUGGUGCACCUAUUAUUAAUUAAAAGUCGGCCGUGCGUGUAUACUUUUGAUCAAGAGUAUUUGAUAAAAAUGAGACUCCCAAGCACUCCGUAACGGUAUUAUUCGGGUGUAAAAGGGAGUGGAGUUAUUUGUUGCGAUUCAAUUCUUUAAGGACACGAGGGUAUCAGUCCGAAGUAUUGUAAUAUUUCGAUGAAUGAACCUUAACUGUAUAUAGCUAACAAAAAUAUUUCAUGUGACUAUGAUUUUUGUUUUUAAACGAAGUAUUUGUUAAAAAAUUGUUUUGGUAAAUUACAAAAUGUGAUUGCUGCUGCAUAGCGUAAAUAUAUACAAAUCACAUUCCUGUUAAACUUUAACAAUAUAUCGCUUAGCAUGUAAGCAUUACUGCUUAUUUAUGUUGAUAGAAUAAUUAUGAGGCACAUUGACUGGAAUGCAUCGAAU